ACCCACAAGUUAGUAUAGUAGAGAUCAGUGCUUACAACACAGUCCAUUGAGUCUUCUUCUAUGUUUUUUGAGGCUGGUUUUAUGUUUAUUUGACAACGCGAGGGCUACCAGAGUGAAGGAUAUUAACAAUGUUGCCAGACAUUGAUGUAAGGGAUCCUUCGGGACGUGUCCGAGCUCUAAGUCGACAUGCUGGUCUGGUCGAAGUGGAUCAUAACAUCCCCCCUAAAAGGUAUUGUCGAUCGGGGCUGGAAAUGAUCCGCAUGGCUGAUGUAUACAUGGAAGAGAGGAACCUGCCGAGUGCAUUCGUACUUUAUUCCAAAUACGUCACUCUGUUUGUUGAGAAAUUUCCAAAGCAUCCAGAUUAUAAUCAGGUGACAGCUGAAGAGAAGGAGCAAGUGAAAAAGAAAUUACAAGAAGUCUUUCCAAAAGCAGAGAAGCUUAAACAGUCAUUGUUAAAGAUAUACAAUAAGGAGUUGGAGGAAUGGGAAGAGGAGCAGAAGCAUGUGACGGCAGAGGAGAGGAGGCGUCAGGAACUGCUCACCAAACAGCAAGAGGAGAGGAAGGCCAUGGAAGAGGAAAAGAGAAGGCAGCUAGAGAAAAAUAAAAGGGCUGAAGAAGAGUGGGAGUGGCAGUUGUUGGUGGAGCAGGAGAAGCAGAGGCAGCUGCAAGCUCGCGAGGAGCUAGCAGACGUCGCCGCUGCCAUCAGCCUAUCCGAGAUACAACCACAGCUGCCCGACGCCGCGCGAACGCCGUCAGCGCCACCUAGCAUGCCGUCGCGCGACUCGAAGCCGCAGUUUGAGCCGCCGCCGUCCUACGACGUCUCGAUCCUGCGUGACGACGCGUCGCCGCAGGCGGGUGUCGACCGCUCGACGAAGCCCGCGCACCUGACGAGCACGGCUGGCGACGGAAGAAUCUGGAAGAAUGACAUGCUGCGUCUAGGGAGGAAUGAGCGUGUGAUGCUGAGAUGGAUGUGUGGUGUGAAGCCAGAGGACAGAGUCAGCUCCGGUAUCCUGCGUGAGAGGCUUAAGAUUGAAGAUCUGGAAUCCACCCUUAGACCUUCCGCUCUCGUUUCCGAUUCCUCGUCCGCUUCAAAUGUUGUUCCCGAUUUCUCGUCCGCUUCCACUUCUGCUUCCGAUUCCAAUCUGGCUUCUGUUUCCGUUUCUGAUUCUGGUUUCUCCCUCGCGGUGGCGCCUCCGUUGUCGUCCGGCUCGCGGAUUCUGACCGCGUUGGUCACCGGCGCCACCUGCGGGUUGAGCAGCUCGAGGAACCGCGGCGUGCCCGCCGGCGCCACCUGCUGGCUGAGCGACUGGAGUGAGCGCGGCGCGCCCGUCGGCGCCACCUGUUGGCCGAGCGGCUGGAGGGACCGCGGCGUGCCCGCCGGCGCCACCUGCUGGCCGACAGACUCCUGGAGUGACCUCGGCGCGCCCGCUGGCCUGUGGAUGGGGCCGCGCCAGACGUGCGGCGUGCUCGCGGGCCGGCUGUCGCGCGGCCGCUUUCUCGUCACGCACCUGCUCGUGCCGCAGCAGCGCGGCACGCCGGACUCGUGCGCGACCGAGAACGAGGAGGACAUCUUCGCGUGCCAGGACCGGCACGACCUGAUCACGCUCGGCUGGAUCCACACGCACCCGACGCAGACGAGCUUCCUGUCGAGCGUCGACCUGCACACGCACUGCGGCUACCAGCUGAUGCUGCCCGAGGCGGUCGCCGUCGUCUGCGCCCCCAAGUACGGCGAGACGGGCGUCUUCUCGCUGACGCCCGACCACGGCCUGAGCUUCAUCGCCAACUGCAGGGAGCAGGGCUUCCACCCGCACCCGUCCGAGCCGCCGCUGUUCGAGGAGAGCGCGCACGUGACGGUCGAUCCGACCGCCGAGGCGACGAUCGUGGAUCUGCGAAAGUGAACGGACGACGCGGCAACGUGAUUACGCCGUACGUACGUGUAUGGUAUGUAUGCGUACAUUAUACGUACGUGUGUGGUACAUAUGCGUACGUUAUAAGUACGUGUGUGGUACGUAUGCGUACGUUAUACGUACGUGUGUGGUACGUAUGCAUACGUUAUACGUACGUGUGCGGUACGUAUGCAUACGUGUAUGGUACGUGUGCAUAC
Molecule: messenger RNA, 2104 nt
Organism: Priapulus caudatus
Lineage: Eukaryota; Metazoa; Priapulida; Priapulimorpha; Priapulimorphida; Priapulidae
Product: STAM-binding protein-like
Exons: 9
Coding region: 129-1898 (589 amino acids)
Biological process (GO): protein K63-linked deubiquitination
Cellular component (GO): endosome; membrane
Molecular function (GO): K63-linked deubiquitinase activity; protein binding; metal-dependent deubiquitinase activity
Source: RefSeq, a predicted model, not a curated record